Diaporthe citri is the source of this 969-nucleotide messenger RNA. RefSeq lists its product as uncharacterized. The transcript has a single exon. The coding region runs from base 1 to 969 and encodes 322 amino acids. Gene Ontology annotation, molecular function: 4-hydroxy-tetrahydrodipicolinate synthase activity. NCBI's taxonomy places the organism in Eukaryota, Fungi, Ascomycota, Sordariomycetes, Diaporthales, Diaporthaceae. The record is from RefSeq and is a predicted model, not a curated record.
AUGACUACGAACGGUCACACGACGUCCCGAAGGGACCUGCCCUGCGGCAUCUACGCCCCGACCAUGACCUUUUUCAACCCAGAGACGGAGGAGCUCGAUAUCCCUGUCAUCAAGAAGCACGCCCAGCGCCUCGUCCGUGAUGGUCUAGUCGGCCUUGUAGUAAUGGGCUCCAACGGAGAGGCAGCCCACUGCACCCGUGAGGAGAAGUUGGCUGUGACAACAGCAACGCGGGAGGCGCUGGACGAGGCUGGCUUCAAGGACACCCCUGUCGUCGUCGGAGCCACAGAAGGCAGCGUGAAGGGAACCAUCGAGCUGUGCAAACUGUCCCAGAAGGCCGGCGGCGACUACGUGCUCAUCCUGCCCCCCUCGUACUUCCGCAACCAGAUGGACGAGGACGCCGUGUACGGCUACUUCACCGCCGUGGCCGACGAGUCCCCGCUGCCCCUGAUCCUCUACAACUACCCGGGCGCGGUCGCCGGCAUCGACAUGGACUCGGACCUGCUCAUCAAGCUCGCCCAGCACCCCAACAUCAUCGGCACCAAGUUCACGUGCGGCAACACCGGCAAGCUGACGCGCGUCGCCCUCGCGACCAAGGCCAAGACCCCCUGGUCCCGGGGCAGCGGCUACAUGGCCUUCGGCGGCGUGUGCGACUUCACCACGCAGACGCUCAUCUCGGGCGGCAGCGGCAUCAUCGCUGGCGGCGCCAACGUCAUGCCCAAGCUGUGCGCGCGCGUCUGGAGCCUGUACGCCGAGGGCAAGAGGGACGAGGCCGAGCAGCUGCAGAAGGUGCUGUCCAAGUGCGACUGGGUCCUGACCAAGGCCGCCGUGCCCGGCACCAAGCAGGCCAUCCAGAGCUACUUCGGCUACGGUGGGUACGGCCGCAGGCCGCUGAGGAGGCUGGACCAGGUCAAGGUGUCCGCCAUCGAAGAGGGCAUCAAGGAGGCCCUGGAGAUCGAGAAGUCGUUGUAG